AUGGCCUACAACUUUGUCAGGUCGUACAUCGACACGUUCCGGGAGCGGACCGCCGCCAUCAGCCACACAUCGACCUUCCGCGAGACGGGUCAGAUCACGCCCGAGGAGUUUGUCCUCGCUGGCGACUUCCUCGUCUUCAAGUUCCCCUCAUGGCAGUGGGCCGACGCGUCAUCGCCUGCAAAGCGCGUGUCGUACCUGCCGGAAGGAAAGCAGUUCCUGGUAACGCGCGGCGUGCCCUGCCACCGACGGCUCGACGACAACUUUGCGGGGGAGGCGGGCCAAGAUGAGACCAUAGUGAGGGACGGCUUCGCUGCUGGGGAAGGCGCGACCGACGACGACGGCUGGCUCAGGACCGGAGGCAUGGCCGCGAGCCAGGAGGCCAAGGUGCGCGACGUGCGGACGGUCGAUGAGAGCGGCAACCUAGGCGCGGCAGAGGAGGAUGACGAGAUACCCGACAUGGAGGAUAUCGAAGACGACGAGGAAGCCAUCAUAAGAGACCCCAAGGCCGACUCAAAUACAAAAGCACCCCUCCGCACAUACACCCUCUACAUCACAUACUCCGCCCACUACCGAACACCGCGAUUGUAUCUCUCGGGCUACGGCUCCACGUCCGUUCCGCUCAAACCGCAAGAAAUGAUGGAGGACAUUGUCGGAGACUACAAGGACAAGACCGUCACCAUCGAGGACUUCCCUUUCUUUGAGAACCCUCUCAAGACCGCCUCAGUACAUCCGUGCAAACAUGCAUCCGUCAUGAAAGUCCUCCUUGACCGCGCCGACGCUGCUCUGAAGCUGCGACUCGCUAAGCUUAAAGCCGGCAAGGAUGUCAGCAAGCUCGACAGCGGUAUGGAGGCGCUUGUCGAUGAUACACGGCUGCUCAAGCUUACUGAGCAAGCGAAGAACAAGGACGGCGAUGAGGGCAAGGACGACUGGGAGGUUCUCGGUGAGGGCGGCGACGAGGAGGUAGCUAUCCGCGUGGACCAGUAUCUUGUCGUCUUCUUGAAGUUCAUGGCCAGUGUGACUCCAGGUAUAGAACAUGAUUUCACCAUGGGUGUCUAG
Molecule: messenger RNA, 1056 nt
Organism: Alternaria ethzedia
Lineage: Eukaryota; Fungi; Ascomycota; Dothideomycetes; Pleosporales; Pleosporaceae
Gene: ATG3
Product: E2-like enzyme
Exons: 3
Coding region: 1-1056 (351 amino acids)
Biological process (GO): autophagy of mitochondrion; nucleophagy; autophagosome assembly
Cellular component (GO): cytoplasmic ubiquitin ligase complex; cytosol
Molecular function (GO): Atg8-family ligase activity
Source: RefSeq, a predicted model, not a curated record